CAGCAAUCCUGCCACAAUCCCAAAUUACUUGAAAAUUAACUCCACCACGUUCUCUCAAACAGGCCGCUCAGCAGGUUAUAGUUUCUUUCCAACUGACAAACUAGAUAUAAUCGCGUGCCAGGCCUGUCCAUUUUAUCCCAAUUUACUUUUACAGACGCCCCACCCUUGUGUUCUCUAGAAAGGUUCAUAUCUCUAUUACUCGGCAACAGUAUACACGAUGCCUCACCGAAAUUCAGUAGAGAGGGUGGACAGUCAUGGCAUGAACCAGUUCACAAAUGUUUUCCAAAAGCUGUCUGAACGCGUCGGAUACCACAGCCUCUCUCCUGAAACGGUAAAAAUUGCCAACUAUCCGAGUGAAGAAUGGCUCUCGGAGACUGAGAGACACAUCCCGUCGAGCCAUGGCAGGCCAUUGGAAGAUGUACUCCGCGACGCCGACGAGAUCUUCUCAUAUCGAAUCAGCACAAUGCAUCCUCAAUUCUUUGCUUUCAUUCCGUCACCAGUCUCCCCCGUGUCCUGGCUGGGAGACUCUCUCACUGCCGCAUACAAUACCUAUGCGGGAAGCUUAGAGUCAGGCUCCGGCGUCUGCGCCGUGGAAAGAUCCAUGAUUGCCUGGAUUGCUGAACGGUUCGGCUUGCCUCGGUCUGCGGGUGGCCAGUUUGUGUCAGGGGCAUCGAUGGCGACUCUGACCGCAGUGACCGUUGCCAGGGACCAGCGCUUGAAGGUUGAGCUGCGACACAAGGUGACCGUGUAUAUGUCGGAAGACGCACACUUCUGUAUCACCAAGGCGCUCCGCAUCGUCGGCUUGCAGGAUUUCCAAGUCCAGACUAUCCGCUGCGAUUCAAAAUACCGCAUGGAUACCGACCGUCUUCGUCGUGCGAUAUCAAACGAUAUUGCUGACGGCUGCAAGCCAUUCCUUGUUGUUGCCACGUGUGGGACAACGAACACCGGCGCCAUUGAUCCUCUGAACGAAAUUGCAGACACAGCCAACGAAUAUGGAUUAUGGAUGCACGUCGACGCCGCCUACGGCGGAUCUGCCGCAUUCUCCAGCACCCAUCGCUCCCUGGUGAGCGGACUUGGCCGCGCAGACAGCAUCGCCUGGGACCCCCACAAAUGGCUCUUUCAAACGUACGGCUGUGGCACGAUCGUCUUCCGCGAGAAAUCCCACCCCCUGGGGAGUUUUGCAUCCACGGCCCAUUUCUGCCGCGACGUCGAGGGUGAAAAGGACCCCAAGAAUCCCUGGAAUUAUGGAAUCGAGCUGACGAGGCCCGCGCGCCAUAUGCGCCUUUGGUUUAGUCUGCAGGUGCUUGGCAUGGACACAAUUGACCAGAUGAUUGGGCGAGGCUUUGAGUUGUCGGCACUUGUUGAAGGCGAGAUAAAAAAGCUGCCAGAUUGGGUUCUGUUAGCCCCCACAUCCUUAGCCAUCGUGAACUUUCGCUUUGCCCCACACGGCGUGGACGAAAGGCUUCUCGACCAGAUUAAUACUCACGUGGCGAAAGACUUGAUUGCCGGCAAUGUCGCGUACAUUCUCACCACUCGUCUGGGAGGCGUGGUUGGUCUCCGGAUGUGUACCAUCAAUCCGCGAACCACUGACGACGAUAUCCGUCGCGUGGUGAGAGCACUGGAUUGCAGUGCUCAGGCUGCCUACGGGGAACUGGACCGGGACCGGAUGUGAGAAAUUACACCUAUCAAGGUAAGAGGACGAUCUCGGCGGAGUACGCUGUCAUGGAUUUAUGAAUCAUGAUUAUCCUGCUGGGCUAACACGCUUAGGGCCUAGCUCGUCAUGAGACAGUCUCUCUCAAGCCAAGUUUGAUUCCAUACAAUGGCCAAGUUUCGUUAGUGAGGUGGGGUUGAUAAUCCACCUUCCA
Molecule: messenger RNA, 1865 nt
Organism: Aspergillus pseudonomiae
Lineage: Eukaryota; Fungi; Ascomycota; Eurotiomycetes; Eurotiales; Aspergillaceae
Product: pyridoxal phosphate-dependent decarboxylase family protein
Exons: 1
Coding region: 218-1672 (484 amino acids)
Biological process (GO): amino acid metabolic process
Molecular function (GO): carboxy-lyase activity; pyridoxal phosphate binding
Source: RefSeq, a predicted model, not a curated record